Messenger RNA from Elgaria multicarinata webbii, 2278 nucleotides. It is a transcript of the gene PSPC1, whose product is annotated as paraspeckle component 1. The transcript has 9 exons. Lineage: Eukaryota; Metazoa; Chordata; Lepidosauria; Squamata; Anguidae. Gene Ontology annotation, biological process: regulation of DNA-templated transcription. Gene Ontology annotation, cellular component: nucleus. Bases 85 to 1671 code for a protein of 528 amino acids. Gene Ontology annotation, molecular function: RNA binding. The record is from RefSeq and is a predicted model, not a curated record.
GCGGCUGAGGCGAGAGGUCUGCGUGGGCUUCGUUUCUCUUCCUCCAGUACUACCCGCGAUAAAUAAGGGCAGGAAGCUCGAACUAUGUCCGCUAACAGGAACCUGAAGCAAGUGAGGAUCGAGAACAGCUCUCCGGCGGCCGCUCCGCCGAUGAGCAUGGUGGGCGGCGGCACCAUGAAAGGGCUCAGGGGUCUGGAGCAGCCGACGGAGAACGAAGCGCUGGCGGCGGCCAUGGUGAUGGGGAAGGAGGAAGAGGAGCAGAGCGGCGGCGGCUUCACCGUCGACAUCAAGAGCUUCCUCAAGCCCGGGGAGAAGAGCUACACGCAGCGGUGCCGCCUCUUUGUCGGGAACCUGCCCACCGACAUCACCGAGGAGGAUUUCAAGCGCCUUUUCGAGCGCUACGGGGAGCCCAGCGAGGUCUUUAUUAACCGGGACCGCGGCUUCGGCUUCAUCCGCCUGGAAUCUAGGACUCUGGCUGAAAUAGCAAAGGCGGAACUUGAUGGAACUAUUUUGAAGAGCAGACCACUUCGAAUUCGAUUUGCUACUCAUGGAGCUGCUUUAACUGUAAAGAAUCUUUCACCUGUUGUUUCAAAUGAACUUCUGGAACAAGCUUUCUCUCAAUUUGGUCCUGUGGAAAGAGCUGUUGUUGUUGUAGAUGAUCGUGGCAGAGCAACAGGGAAAGGCUUCGUAGAGUUUGCUGCAAAACCUCCAGCACGUAAAGCCCUAGAAAGAUGCAGUGAUGGAGCAUUCUUGCUGACAACAACCCCUCGACCUGUUAUUGUAGAACCUAUGGAGCAAUUUGAUGAUGAAGAUGGGCUGCCUGAGAAAUUAAUGCAAAAAACACAACAGUAUCAUAAGGAAAGAGAACAGCCACCACGUUUUGCCCAACCUGGAACAUUUGAAUUUGAGUAUGCUUCAAGAUGGAAGGCUCUUGAUGAAAUGGAAAAGCAACAGCGGGAACAAGUUGAUAGAAACAUUAGAGAAGCUAAGGAGAAACUGGAAGCAGAAAUGGAAGCAGCUCGACAUGAGCAUCAGUUAAUGUUGAUGAGACAAGAUCUUAUGAGGCGUCAAGAAGAACUGAGACGUUUGGAAGAACUUAGAAAUCAGGAGCUUCAGAAACGAAAGCAAAUACAAUUGAGACAUGAAGAAGAACAUAGGCGUCGUGAAGAAGAGAUGCUGCGACAGAGAGAACAAGAUGAAUUGAGGAGACAACAGGAAGGAGGAUUUAAGCCAAACUUCAUGGAUAACAGAGAACAGGAAAUGAGAAUGGGUGAUAUGGGUCCUCGUGGAGCAUUAAACAUGGGAGAUGCGUUUAGCCCAGCACCUGCUGGAAACCAAGGGCCUCCUCCUCCACCUCCAAUGAUGGGUAUGAAUAUGAACAACAGAGGAACAAUGCCUGGCCCUGCAAUGGGUCCUGUUCCUUCCUUGGGGCCAGAAGGAGCUGCAAACAUUGGAACCCCAAUGAUGCCAGAUAAUGGAGCUGUGCAUUCCGAAAGAUUCCCCCAAGGAGGUCCACCACAAAUGGGUUCACCUAUGGUCAGUAGGACAGGCUCUGAAACUCCUCAACCAGCUAUGGGUGGUGUAGGUGCCGUCAGUAGCGGACCCGGUGGCUUUGGUAGAGGAAACCCAGGGGGCAGCUUUGAAGGACCUAACAAGCGUCGCAGAUACUGAAACUUUUCAUUUCAUACUGUUGAGAAAAUUGAAUGACUAUGUGGUGUUAUGCCUUUAUAAUUUUAACUGUUACCUUGAAAACGGUUUUAUUGUUAAUGUAGUCAUCAAACGGGGGUUUGUUUUUUUUUGGUAACCUUUAGAUUUUUUUGUAUUCAAUCAUAGGCUUUAGCAUAGAGCAGAAAUAAUGUAUGUCAGAUGUUUGUGACUUCAGCAAAAUAUGUGACCAUGCUGUGAAACUUACAAUAAAAUAGAAAAAAAAUACUUUAAAUGAUUUUGAAACAUCAUUAUGAAUACUGUCCUCAACUUUAAUUGUAAGUGUACGUUUUAGUUUUUCUUUAUAACGCCUAUCUUCUCAAAAGAAAAUGCUUUAUCCAUUGUAACUGUACACAAAUGAAAAUGCAGCUUUCAAUACUCACUAGAAUAAAUAUUGAGGCUACAGCAGCUUUAGAACAACUGAAACAUUUAAUAAGCCAUUAUAGAUCUGUUAAUACAAUAAAAUAUAUGUUUCCAGCGUGUACAAACCUACUUGCAAUGGGAUUGUCAUCACAAUGUAUUCUUUGUUCUACUUUCAAAUAAAACUUUUUGAGUCUUGAAAGAUCUCCAAGUA